Messenger RNA from Phalacrocorax carbo (great cormorant), 9365 nucleotides. Lineage: Eukaryota; Metazoa; Chordata; Aves; Suliformes; Phalacrocoracidae. The record is from RefSeq and is a predicted model, not a curated record.
CGUGCGCCGUGGCCGGUCGUCGUGGCAACGGGACGCGGUGCCAGGCUGUGUGAGGGCUGGGGGCCGGGGGCCGCCUGUUGCCUGUCAUGUCGGAGAUUCUGUGCGAGUGGCUGAACGAGGAUGUGAAGCUCUCCCGGAGCGUGGUUCCAGGAUCCUUUUCAGAAGAAUUUUCUACUGGCUACCUCCUAGGAGAACUUCUACACAAAUACGGUCUUCAGGAUGACUUUAAUCAAUUUUCACAGAGCAGGGUUGCAAAUGCAAAACUUAACAAUUUUUUGCGCCUGGAACCCACGCUUCACCUCCUUGGGGUACAGUUUAAUGAGAAUGUGGCCCAAGACGUCAUGACAGGACAGCGUGGGGCUGCAACAAAGCUUUUAUAUGAAUUGUAUAUUGCUUUAGAAAAAAAGAGAAAGGCAAAGCUCACUGGAGUAGCCAUGGAAGCAAUGAGACCUGCAGCAACUGCAAAGCUUAAGUCUUUUGAAAGUGUUUUGUAUCAAGAGCGUUUGAAAACUUUAACACCACGUCAGGCUGAUUUACAGCUACACCAGAUUUCAGAGAAUUUUGAAAUAAAAGCUAAAGCAAUAGAAGAUAAAAUAGCUCGUAUACGUAUUGCAGAAGAACAGAAAGUUCAGAAGCUCCGAGAGGAACAAAGAUCCCAUGACAUGGAAAAGCAUCGCAUGGGAAGAAGGAGACAAAAUGAAAUAAUGGCCAAGAUUCAUGCAGCCAUUAUACAGAUUCCAAAGCCAACACCAAGCCACACCAUAAAAGCUAAUGAAGCAAAAAAAUUCUUAAAGAAGAAAAGAGAAGCAGAGGACACAUACAAGGAGAUUAAAAAGUUUGAGGAGUCUGUGGCAGGAAAUGCCUCUGCAGUACACAGCCAAGUCACUGACAGCAAUAUACAGGAAUCAUUGCAAACACAGAAGUUGCAAGAAACAACUCUAGAAACUACAGCACAGACAGCAACAGAGCUGUUAAAUAUUUAUUCAGAUGAUGAAUAUAUAAGGAAAAUUCAAAAACAGUUAGAGGAAGAUACAAUUGCUAGAGAACAAAGAGAAAAGAGACGACGAAAAAUGCUAAUGGAACAGUUAACAACACAUGAAGCUGAAGAGGAGGCUUACCGUGAGGAGCAACUUAUUUACAGGCUAAUGAGACAAUCUCAGCAGGAGCGGAGAAUUGCUGUUCAGCUCAUGCAUGUUCGACAUGAAAAAGAGGUGUUAAGGCAAAACAGAAUUUUCAGGGAAAAACAAUAUGAAGAAAGACGACUGAAAGAGUUCCAGGAAGCUCUUGAUAGAGAAGCGGCUCUUGCAAAACAAGAAAAAAUUGAUAAUGAAGAAGAAAUUAUCAAAGAAAGAGAACGUAAUGAGAAAAUUGCCAUUGAAAGAGCUCAAGCACGUUAUAAAAAGCAUUAUUCUAUAUGUUGGGAAGUGAUCAACCAAAUAAUUGAUUUGUCGACAAAAGUAGGAGAAUAUCAUCUACUGACAAACAACAGAAUUCCAUUAAAACUGAUGCUUGAUUGGAAGGAAUUCUUUUUUAAUGGGAAACCAAUGUAUGAACAAGCCUCAAUUCAACCAUUGCCAAAUGAACCAAGCCCAGAACAACUUAUAGAGCUGAAUAAAAUGAAUCUGUUAGACGAAAAAGAUUAUGGUGAAUACAAGAGUAUGACAGGGGAAUGGUGCCCAGCUGAAGAGAACAGUGAAAACAAACCUCCUCUUAAUAACAUAUUGGGUCAUGUGCUUCGUAGACUGAGGGAGAUUUUCUAUCCUCCAGAACCCAAAUCUUCACCAUGUGUAUUUCCUCCAUUUGUUAUCAAGGGAUGCAUUUUGGGAAAAGUUUUAAGUGGAAAAACUACCUGUGUAAAGUAUAUUGAAAAAGCUUGCAAUAUUCAGGUACUAUCUGUUGAUGCUCUGGUUCAGGAGGCUAUCCAAGCUUUUCUUAAAAAUGAAAUGGAAAGUGAACACAAUGUGAUUCCACAAGAAGCAGAGGGUUCUGGAGAACAAAAUGAAGUCCAGAAGAACUUGUCAGAAUCACCACUGAAAGUUCUAAAGAAACUCCAAACAGAAACACCUAUCAAUGGAGCUAAAGGCAAUUUUCCUGUCAGAAAGGAUCCAUCUGGGCAAGAAUUUAAAACAGAAAACAGUCAGGAUGGUCUAUCCAAGCUAUCUGUACGUGCCCAGCUUGGCGCAUCAUCACAGAAAUUGUUGAAGAAUGGAAGAAGUAUUCCUGAUGAAUUACUAAUUGAAAUCCUGUUGGAAGCCAUUAACCAAACACCACCAGAGAAGGGGUGGAUUGUGGAUGGGUUUCCAAUGACAAUUAAUCAGGCAAAGCUGUUUGAAAAAGCCUAUACAGGGAUUGAUCCAGGAGCAGAAGAUGCAAAUCCUGGAAAGCUCUCACUUGUUACAGAUCCCAGAGCCCCUAAAAAGCCUCCUGUUGUUUCACCUGCAUUUGAUAUUUCUGUAUUAUUGGAUAUUUCAGACACUGUGGUACUGAAACGUGUGGCUAACUUGAAUUCAGAUAAAUCAAAGCCAUCUCAAACUGAACAGGAGAACAACAAUCAGAAUUCAGAUGCUGAAAUCCUAGAAGAGAAGAUCGACUUAGCCAGGGACCAGGUGCUACAUAGACUUUCAGGCUUUUUAGACACGUGGCCAAAAUUAGAGAAAUGGUUUUCAGUCCAUCAAAAUGUUCUAGUGAAGGUCAAUGCAGAGACAGAAGAAAGUGUCAUGUGUGAAACAGUGAAGGAAAUUAUAAUGGAAGAAAUUGAAAAAAACCAGAAUAGAAGGUCUGCUCAAGAAAUCUCACCAGGAAAAAGCCUUCUACCAGUUACACAUCAAGAUCUGCUUCCUCCCAUUCCUGUGGCACCACCACCAGUUGAACCAGGAUCACGUGAAUGGAUUUAUGUAGAUGAACCACUUCCCAAAGAGAUACCUGCUUUUUUAGUACCUUACUGGGAAAUGGUAGAAAGUACAUAUAUGAAUACCAUCAAAACUAUACUUAGGUGUCUAAGGGAUGAACAGCACUCUGUGAUUUGUUACUUAGCAGACGUUAGAAAAAAAUUCCAAGAUUAUCUGAAGUGUCCAGACCAUAAACAGGAGUUUGUAUCUCAGUGGCAAUCAGAUUUUAAUUCAGUUGCUGAUGACCUGCGAGAAGAUGAGGAAACAAAAGCAGAACUACACCAAAGAGUUACUGACCUAAGAGAUCUUCUCUGGGAUAUCUGUGAUAACAGAAGGGAAGAAGCAGAGCAGGAACGUAUGGAUAUCAUGAAUGAUGGCUGGUUACCAGAUCAUAGGGGGAUUGCAAUGAACCAUUUCUUUUCACUUAUGCAGGUUGAAGUGGAUCGUUUCCAAGAUACAAAAAGACUUCUUCAUGAUUAUUAUAGGGCAAUGGAAGGAAAAAUCCCAACGGGUGAUGGUCAAGAUUUUACUAGAAUCCCUUUGUUAGAUAUUAAUGAUGUAGAGCAGAAAGAAGAUAAAAACAAAUCAAGAAGGAUUCCUCUUGUUUCAUGGAAACUGCCUUCACCAGAACUAAGUAUUACCAAGCCAAAAAUCAAGGGAACUCUACAGAAGAGUGCUAAGGAUGAGAAUUCUGAAAAUGGAGCGGCCACUUCCAGGAAAGAUGAAAAUCCUAUUACUGAUACAUGGCAAGCAGCAGUAACAGCAGUAUCAAAUAUGGUAACAGCUGAAAUACAGUCUAAAGAAAUGGAGGAAGAAAAAGAACAUCAGCAGCUAGAAGUGAAAGAAGAUCUGAAAUUUUCACAGACGCUGUCAGGCAAAGCUACUGGGAAAGAUGUCAAAGAUGCCAAAAAGCUUUGUCCCAAAUCAUCUUCUAAAAAGAAAGGACCACCUUCUACUGCAUCUGUAGUUGAAGCCAGUCCAAUUCCUACAACCCCAGAAGAAUUAAAGAAACGAGAACUGGCACUUAAAAUAAAGCAAGAAUAUUUCACUGCCUUGAAACAUGAGGAGAUAGCCACAAAAUCUCGACUAGAACUCAUAAAAGAAAAAGCUUUAGCAUUUGUUGAAGAGCUAACAGUGAAAACAGAAGAGGCUUAUAAAGACCUGGAAAAGUGGCUUGGAUCCAGGUUCUUGGCAGAAAUGUCUAGUGUUGAAAAGCUGACUGAAGUUGCACGACAUCAUAUUGAGAGUUCUAGCAAAAUCCAAUAUGAAAUUACUUUAGAAGAAACAGAUUUCUUCAUCAGCAGUGACAUAAAAGUGAUUCCUGACUGUGUUCCUAAACCACACGCUCCACACAUAGAGACCUCUGGGAGCAGUGCUCUAACUAUUUCACAACUUACUGCACUUCAUAAACAGUUUCUACAGGUGGCACCUAAAGCUAUAAGAGCACUGAAGCAAUUCAAAAGCAAGAGUAAUUCUUCUAGCAAGAGAGAAGUUGGUGACAGAGGGAAAGAGAAGAAAGAUUUGGAACAACAGAGAUCAAAGAGGAAUCGCCAGUUUCCAAAAAUAUGGCUAACAAAAUACCCUUGGCUAAAAUAUGAUGACGAAAGGGGAAUAAUGUUUUGUGCACCAUGUCGUAAACAUAGUGUGGAUUUGGGGGAAAAUAUUCAUAAUUUUUGUUCCGGCACUGAUGACUUCAAACUUGAAUUUAUAAAUACACACCAGAGUAGUGAAGCCCAUGCCUGGGCUACCUGUGUGGAAGCUGCCAGUACUGCUUCACCAGAUAUAGCAUCUGCUGAGCAGAUGUUGAAGAGCAUGAACUCCAUAACAUUAGGUAGAGUAGAAAAUAUUUUUAGAACAUGCCAUGCUAUUGCUAAAUUUGGUCAUCCCUUUACAGACCUUGACUGGAUGUGCAAACUAGAUGAUAUGAAAGGUGUGGAUAUUGGGUCUGUAUUUAGAAAUGAAAAGUCAGCAAAAAUGUUUAUACAUUUUUUUGCUGAAGUAGAAAGAAGAGAUUUGAAGGAGAAACUGGAGAAAUGUAAAUUCUUUUCUGUUAUUAGUGAUGGAGUCACAGACAGUAUACUCAAAGCAGCUGCAGUUGUCUAUGUACGCUUUGCAAAUGAAGGAAAAGUCCAUUGCCAGAUUGUUGGGGUUCAACCUAUUCACAAAACUGGUGCUUCAACUAUAAAAAAUGUAAUUGAGGAAACAUUACAAAUAAAUCUUCAGCUCAGUCUGGCAAGCCAAGACUGGUCAAGAAAAUUAGUUGGGUUUGGAAGCGAUGGUACAGAUGUCAUGUUAGGAGAAAACAAUGGGGUGGCUAAAAUUGUAAAGGAAAUUCAGCCUUGUGUACAGUCUGUGCAUUUUUCUGCUCAUGGCCUAAAGCUGGCUUACAAAGGGGCACUGAAAAGUAUUCAGCUAUUCAACAUGUUAAGCGAAGUCUUGAGAAAUAUAUAUUGCUUUUAUCAUAAUUCACCUCUAAAUAAGAAUAAUCUCAAAGCAACAUAUGAAGCCAUUAAGUUACGCCCAGCUAUUCCUUCUCGCAUUGGAGGCUCCCAGUGGCUUCCUCGUCUACAAACAGCUCUACAAAUUCUCCUUAAAGGUUAUCCUGCAAUUGUUCUGCAUCUGAGUAAGAUUGAAAGAGAUUCUGGAGCCUCAACCCAGCAGAAAGUUAAAGACCUUUUACACCUUCUUUUGAGAAUGGAGAUAGUCAAGUUUGCUCACUUCUUGUUGGAUGUCAUCAAUGUCCUCAACAUUCUGUCACGUGUUACUCUGGAUCACAACUCCUCCAUUGCAGACAUAUUUGCAACCGUGCAGUCAACGCUGGAAACACUCCACAUGUAUCAAACAAGAGCUGGUCCAAAGGAACGCCUUAUGGAGACCAUUGAGCACUUUCACGGUUACCAGCUUGUUGGAAAUGGAAAUAUUUCUGCAAUACGAACCAAAGUACUAAGUAAUUUGGUGAAGAGGCUACGUGAUUGUUUUUGUGAUGCAAGUGAAGAUGUUUUGAGAGCAACUACUAUUGGAAGUUUUAAAUUAUGGCCUGACAAAAUGAAACAAGGUAUACAACUGUAAUUUGGUGAAAAGGAAGUGUCUGUCUUGACUAAACAUUAUAAAGUUGUACUAGAAGCUGCUAGUGUGAAAAUAAGAAGUAGUGAAGUAGAAACUGAAUGGAGCAUGCUGAAAUUAGAGCUGUAUAACAGAUUUCACAACAUCCAGACCUUGACAUGGGAUUCAGUGAACUCAGAUUAUUCAAAGAAGUAUCCUAACAUCCUGACACUGGUAGAUUUGAUCCUAACUCUGCCGGCAAGCUCAGCUGAAACAGAGCGAGGCCAGUCAAAUGAAACUCACCAUGAUGCAUUUACUGUCUAAACUAAGGUCUGAAAGUGUGACAGAUCUUAUGAUAAUUCAGAUGAAUUCUCCUGAUAUCAAAAAAUUUGACCCCCAGAAAGCUAUAAAUCUGUGGAAUGCUUCUUGGCAGAGAAAUAGAAGACUACAGGAAGUUGAUGUGAUGACAAAUGAAAGACCAGAUUACAUGUCUGAGUUUGAUUUGGAGAGUGGAAGUGACUAGAUCAAGUUGCUGGGUUUUAUUUCACAAUCUUCUUGUAACAUGGACACUUAAUAGAAUAUUUGGCAGGGUUAAUGGGUGUAAAAGUUAUAUUUUGUUCGUAAUGUAUUAUAAUGUUAAAAUAUGGCUUUUUCUUUUUGUUCACUGCUGAAGCACCAGGAGAUGUUUACAUUUGCCCUUUUAUACCUGACUUUGAUAGACCUGAAGACAAUGAACCAAAAUAAUGAAGUACAUUCUUACCUUGACAACAUGUGAACAGAGAGAUGACUCAUAACUUCAAUCUGACUGUUUUUUGCAUUUAGCUAAAUCAAGAUACAUUAUAGUCACUGGGAUUAACGGUCAUCUUAUUAUCAGACUUUAGUAGUUCAAGAAGCUUCAUUGAUUCUGAAACCUCUGGUUUUCUUUUGAUAAAUAUAUGGAAUAUCAGUGCAUUAUUUCUGUCAAAUGAUUGCUUGACCUCUCUAGCCUAUGAAUUUUGGGUCAUACCUUCUCUCCAUAUCUGUAUGUAUUGCUACUUUUUACUCUCUUGUGGAUAGGGUUUAACAUGACCUUGCACAGGUUUUUGUCAGAUUUGUCCUUCAGAAGUCUUUCCUACAGAGGCAUAACAGAUCCAUUUUCCAUCGCUGAUUAUUAAUUGCACAAAUGAGUUUUUCCUUAGGAAACACUCUUACAGCCAGGAUAUGACUAGUAUACUUCACAGCUUGAACCACUUUUUUUUUUCCUGUAAAAAUGUUUGUGGAGGUUGCAAUAAGAAUGCUAUAUCUUGAUUUUUAAUCUAGGAGCUGAGAAUGAGAAUUGUUCAGAGAAGUAUCUGAUUUCAUAAUUUCAUAAUUCUACAUGUUUUAAAUGCAGCUUUCUACUUGAUAAUUUCCAAUCAAGAUAAAUCACACCAGCAGAAUAUAUUUCUACCAUCAAGGAAAAAACAAUGAUUUGUAUCAGAAGAUUGCUAAAGCGAAAUAAUUUAUGACCCUUCUUAGUUCUUCCAACAGUGAAGAUGAAAUAGAAAUGAUCUGGGAGAAAUGAAUGUGAGGUCAUUCACCUUUAAAUCAACCCUUUUCUAAAUCAAGAUCAACUUUCUACUUUCAAUCAAAAACACAUCUAGUAAUUGCAGAAGAUAUAUAUAUACACAUACCCAUAUAUAUAGUCUUGUGUGUGUGUCUUUCAUACAUAUUCGUGCUACUUCAAGGUCUAAACAGUAUGUCAGAAAUAAAGUAGGUUUUGAAUGCAUGCCUCAUUAAGGGAUAUUAGUCCACUCAGUAUAUUUAAUCUGUAGGGAUCAGAAAAAGAGAUCAGUACUGUGUGUUAUAUGGUGAUAAUAAAAGAUCCGUUAUUGAAAAACCAUCAUUUGUGAUUUCUCAGGUAACAAGAAUGUUUAGUUACACUUUACCCAAUAAGCAACAGGAUAUAUAUUAAGCAGGACACCUUAUUAGAUAUGUGGCAUUGCUAAUUCUAAGGAUUUUCUCUUAAGUCACAUAAUACCAAGCUUUUCUCCAUGAAGUUUUCAAAUGGGAAGAUUUUAACUAUGAUGGUAUAAGAAGAAGUUUGAAAGUGUGUCCCCAGAAUGUCCAACAGCAGAGGACAAAAAAGAAAGUCGUGAAAAAAAGUAUGUUUAGAAUCUAUAACACUGAAGUCACUCCAUGAUGCACAGGGGCAGCAUCCCAUUUUUAGUAUUAGAUUUAAGAUAAUGGAUACAUUUCCCGUGGAAAAAUACUAGCAAAAUCUUGGUAUCGUAACAAGCAGUUGGAAAGGGAUAUCAAGAAGUCAUCCAUGUCUAAAAAUGGGAUCAAGUUUGGGCAGGCAAUCUGUACCCAGUAUUUGCCCCUUGUUCUUUCUUGAUAAGCUUCUAAAAUAGUCCACUGUAGACUGUGUGGUUUGUUUUCCUUAGUGCUUUGGUAUCCUUCUGAUUAUAUGGGGUUUUACUACUAUUGAAGUAUUUUAAACAUUAAAAUUAAACACUUAAACAUGACGAAAAACUUCUUUCCUGUGCGGGUGUCAGAGCAGUGGAACAGGCUGCCCAGGGAGGCUGUGGAGUCCCUUCCCUGGAGACAUUCAAAACCUGCCUGGAUGCGUUCCUGUGCCCCCUGCUCUGGGUGUGCCUGCUCAAGCAGGGGGGUUGGACAAGAUGAUCUCCAGAGGUCCCUUCCAACCCCUGCUGUUCUGUGAUUGUGUGAUUUUGCUGCAAAUACAUUUUAUUUCCUAUCAUUCUUCCUAACUGCAGCUAUGGUGAGGGUGUUAUCCCUAUCCUCUUCGGAACAUUUGGUUUUAACUGGUAAACUACUGCUAUGUUUUCUCAAUCUUCCUUUCGUAGAUGAAGUUAGCAGAAUUCAUUCAACCUUGCCUCCCAAGAUGUUUUCUAAGCCUGUGAUUAUUCCUGCUGCAUUCUUCUGGGCACUCUUUAGUUUCCAUACAUCCUUCUAGGUUUGCAUGUAGCAACAUUGUAUUCCAGCAGAAGCCUUACCAACUGAAAAUAAUGCAAGGAUUAUUUCCAGUGUUUUCCCAUGUACUUUCUGGUUAUACUGUAAUCUGCCAUAAUACCUAAAGCCUUUUCUACAGAAAUUUUACUUUGGCAGUAAGAUCCCAUUGUGACAUUUAUGCAGUUCAUUAUUUCAACCCAGUAUGGCACUUGACAUUUAUUCUUAUUGGAUAGUGUCCUUUUUACCCUAGUCUAUAUCUCCAAUUUGUAAAGUUCACUUUGAAUUCUAAUCCUGUUCCCCAAUGUUACUGAAGCCCUUUCCUGAUUAAUCUGCAAUGUAAUAAGUGUAUUAAUUUGUGCAGUCUGUUUCCUCAGAGUACUUUGAUCUGUUUCCAGUGAAAUUUACUUACUGAUCUUAACCAUCUCUACAGUUUUUCAAAGUCUUUUUGAAUUCUGAUUAUUUUUCCAAAAUGCUUGCUAUCCCUUCUAAUUAAAAGUGUUU